Messenger RNA from Musca vetustissima, 1668 nucleotides. RefSeq names its product probable tRNA (uracil-O(2)-)-methyltransferase. The coding region runs from base 1 to 1668 and encodes 555 amino acids. Gene Ontology annotation, biological process: tRNA methylation. NCBI's taxonomy places the organism in Eukaryota, Metazoa, Arthropoda, Insecta, Diptera, Muscidae. The transcript has 3 exons. The record is from RefSeq and is a predicted model, not a curated record. Gene Ontology annotation, molecular function: tRNA (uridine) methyltransferase activity.
AUGGAGAGUCCAAUGGAUUUACAGCAGUUUUGGAACGCAAUAUCCAUUUUGAUUAGAAAUUAUCACACCAUAAAUAGAAAACUAUGUGCCUGCGUUAUAAGUGAAGUGAAAAUAAGAGAAGCUCUGUCAUCAGAUGAGACAGAAUCCGACGUUGCAGUCAAUACAGAUACACUCUUUAAGUACCUGCAAAACAUCCCCAAAGUUCCCAAUAACUGUAGGGGGUUUCUCAUUUACUUCAAAUGUCUUCCCAAAAAGAACGAGAAUAGUAUACGUGCCACUGGAAUUGUGGAUUUUCCAAAAUCCUCCUUUCAUUUAUCAUUCGAGUCCGAUGCUGUCGAUGAUUUUCAAAUAAAAUUCUGCAAAGGUCAACUUAAUGUUGAGAACUUAAAUCCACUUGGUGAUACAGAGAACGGUACACGAUGGUCCGAAUAUAUUUUGAAGCCGAAGUUAAUAAAAUGGUCAAGUGCGUGUACGGAUAACGUGAAUGUCGGCGGCUCAUUACGUUUGGUAGAUAUUGAAAAAUACAAUAGCCUCUAUAAUGAAUUCAAGAAGAAGUACGGCGAAAGAGCCAUGACGCUUUGGAAUGAAGCCAAGGAAUCGACAGAUCCGCUAAAAUUUAUUUAUGAAGAUUUAGCUAUAGCUGCAUACUUGAUAGCUUUGUGGCAAAGUGAUACAUUGAGUCAUUCUCCAACGGCAUUUGCCGACUUGGGUUGUGGCAAUGGUCUUCUAGUAUACAUUUUAAACGAAGAAGGAUACGCAGGUUACGGCUACGAUGUUAGAUCUCGUAAAAUUUGGUCAUUCUACCCUCCAAAUGUUGUAAACAAUUUAAAAGAAGAAACAAUAGAUCCGAGUACGUUUCGUCUGCCACCAGACGUCGAUUGGAUUAUAGGCAACCACUCAGAUGAGUUAUCACCAUGGAUACCUGUAUUGGCAGGCAGAAGUAGUUACCGAAUGAAUUUUUUUCUUCUACCCUGCUGUGCUUUCGAAUUCUCUGGAAGAAAAUUUCAACGAAGGAAUUCAGCUCUAUCGACCUAUAACGACUUCUGUUGCUAUGCCGAGUACAUAUCCAACCAUUGUGGUUUUGAGACUGAAAGAGAUCGCUUGAAAAUUCCAAGCACAAAACGCAUUGCAUUUAUAGGCCGAAGACGCAACUAUUCAUCAACUAAUCAUUCAAAUAAGGUGGAAGAAAUCAAGCAAAUUGUGGAAAAUGAAAAACAACUUUAUCCGAAUACCGAUAACUCUGAAAUCAAACUGCGAGAGAAGGUAGAAACAGUACGAAAUUGUACACAAAUCGACAAAACUGUAAUAGAUAAUAUUGUCUUGAAGAUAUUCCUGCUACUUCUAAACCAACCAAAUGUUUCGCAGAAUCCAACCAAUACCGAAUGGCUGGUUGGUCGUUCAUUGACAAUGCCCGAAAUUGCUAUUGGAUUACAGAAAGAAGACCUGAAGCAGAUAAAAUCGGAAUGCGGUGGACUGAAAACUCUACUACGUAACAAGCACGAAAUAUUUGAGCUUUCUAAGCCGGAUGUAGUAAAAAUUCGCAAGCCGCAAGCGCUCAAGAAUGUCCCUAACAACGUGCAAACAGUGAAGAAACGAGCCUGUUUCUUUUAUACGAAUCACCCCCAGGGCUGUCCAUUAUCGAACGAGGCUUGUAGUUUUAUACACUGA